AACAGAAGGCAGGGUAGACAGAGUACUAAACGGAAAAAUGGGAUAGUUUUUGUUGGGUCAACUUGGUAGGACACAGUCAGCAGACACAGACUAGAGAAGGUGAAGAGAGACAUUGGUAAUGCAGAGACGUCAUACAGGUCAAUCUUGAUGGAGAAGAGAAUGAACUCUUGCUGUAGCUAAGACGUUCUCCCUCGCCAAUCGUCACCGUGCGCCUUACGAGUUAACAGUUGAGCGGUGGACGUCUUGACGCGAGGAUGGGUGGUGAGGCUCUCUUUCCUUCCCUCGGGGAACUGGAGCAUGUACUGACGGUGGUAGGCCUCCUGGCGGUGUCCAAGAUUCUGCUGCAGCUGCUGUGGUGUGUGGGCAGCAGCGUGAGAGUGCACUUCUGGUCGCGGCUGUGGAAGAAGCGGCUAGUGGAAGACUACGGGCGGUGGGCAGUGGUGACGGGCAGCACUGAUGGCAUCGGGAAGCAGUACGCCAAGGAGCUGGCCAGGAGGGGCGUCAACCUGGUCCUCGUCUCGCGCACCAUGGAGAAGCUGCACAAGGUCUCGGCGGAAAUUGUGCGGGAGUUCGGCGUGCAGACGGAGGUGAUACAGGCUGACUUCAGUGGCGGCCGUCCCAUCUAUGAAGACAUCGCCAAGGGCCUGCAGGGCAAGGAGAUUGGGAUCCUCGUGAACAACGUGGGGGUGUUGCUGUCUGAACCCAUGGAGUUCGGGGACGUGUCUGAGAAGGACAUCUGGAGCCACGUCAACGUCAACGUGGCCUCGGUGCCCGCCAUGACCAAGCUGGUGCUGCCGGGCAUGCUGAAGCGAGGCCGCGGUGCAAUAGUCAACGUGUCCUCUAUCACCUCACUGUCUCCCUUCCCCAUGAUUGGCAUCUACUCGGCCACCAAGGCAUUCGUGGACUUCUUCUCCCGCGCGCUGCAGCAUGAGUACCGCAACUCAGGCAUCACCGUGCAGACUCUCAUCCCCGGAUAUGUCUCCACCAACAUGACCAAGUAUUGUGACCUCGUCCAUGAUCCCGGCGUGUUCGUGCCCACCGCCCCGACCUACGCCUCCAGCGCCAUAAACACCCUGGGCUACGCGUGCCACACCACGGGCUACUGGGCUCAUAGUCUGCAGGCUUACUUCCUGAACUCCUUGAACCACCGGCUGUCAAUACCUUUGCUCUGGCUGUGGCACAAGAUACAACAGGAGGAUAUGAAGAAGAAGAAGAAGUAACAUGGCAAGGCGGAUAAAGGCGUUCUGGAGUUUGCAUGUAUUAGUUAUUCAUGUAGUGGCAAAUGGUAAUGUUUGACACGCGCUAUUCCCUCUGCAAAAUUAAUAUAGCUCGUGCUCUGUAUAUCAAGCUGUGCUAGGAAUACUCACUUAAAGUGUGUGUGUGU
Molecule: messenger RNA, 1384 nt
Organism: Portunus trituberculatus (swimming crab)
Lineage: Eukaryota; Metazoa; Arthropoda; Malacostraca; Decapoda; Portunidae
Product: inactive hydroxysteroid dehydrogenase-like protein 1
Exons: 7
Coding region: 255-1220 (321 amino acids)
Cellular component (GO): endoplasmic reticulum
Molecular function (GO): oxidoreductase activity
Source: RefSeq, a predicted model, not a curated record